AGGUGGGUGGCAUGGAUUAGAUUAAGUUGGUCCCAAUUCAAAGGAUCACUCACAGUGAGAGGGGGUGACAGAUAAACAGGGGUGGAAUAAAAGUGUGCAUCUGUGUGUGUGCGCGAGUGAGAGAGAUGCAGAGGGAGAUGGAGCGAAAAAAAAUGGUCAAGUCAUGCAAUCAGAGCCAGAGUUUGGCAGCAGCUUGUUGUUUCAGCCCAGAUAUGAGCCAGCUCUCCCGUCCCAUCCCGUCAAUCUCCACCGUCCCGCUGCUGUUCUAUAAUAUCACACACUGCACGUCUCAAAGCUCAUCAUGACCGCCGCCAGCGUCCUAUAGGAGUUUGGGAUUCCAUGCGACAUCAUAUGCCCACCUUGCCGCUCACGGGACCAAUCGGAUCUUCGAGUGUAGCAUGUGCUCCGAGAGCAGCCGCUGUCAGUAGCAGCGGGGCAAGUGGAGACCCUGCCUUGCUUUCACACUGCGACGGGCCCAUGGGAUCCGUUGGAUGUAAAAUGGAUUUUGGACUUUUGCGUGACAUUUGAUCGGUGCAGGACAGAGGGAGCAAGAGAAGCAGGAUAGGAAAGCAGAGCCAUACGAGGAAAAGAGGACAGGGUGAUGGGAAACAUCAACAAGGCUUCUAAAAAGAACAGUAAGAGGAAAACGGGGGGGGCACCUGUAGAACGAAGCGGCGCCCCAUUGGCUGGCGCCAUGCUGGGGGCCCUGGGUGACGCAGGUGAGGUGGACACAGACGACGAGGAUGAAGGAGGGAGCGAGAAGGAGUUUGAUGAGCCCCUAUGUGCGCUGGUUAAGAACUGCAACAUGCUGCACAACAUAGUGGGGCCUGCUUGUAUCUUCCUCAGACACGGCUUCGCUCAGAGCCAGCUUGACAGAGAUCUACGACCAGAGGAAAUGGAAGAGCUGCGUGAGGCGUUCAGGGAGUUUGACAAAGACAGAGAUGGUUUCAUCAGCUGUAAGGACCUUGGCGAGUGCAUGAGGACCAUGGGAUACAUGCCAACAGAGAUGGAACUGAUAGAGCUCAGUCAGCAGAUAUGUGGCGGCAGAGUGGACUUUGAGGAUUUUGUAGAGUUGAUGGGUCCUAAGAUGCUUGCUGAGACUGCUGACAUGAUUGGAGUCAAGGAGUUGAGAGAUGCCUUCAAAGAGUUCGACUCUGAUGGUGAUGGUCAGAUCAGCCUUGGGGAGCUCAGAGAAGCCAUGAAGAAGCUGGUGGGGGAGCAGCUCAACCACAGAGAGAUUGACGAGAUCCUGCGGGACGUAGACCUCAAUGGAGACGGACAGGUGGACUUUGAAGAGUUUGUGCGCAUGAUGUCCCGCUGACUCACAACACAACAUGGACCAGACUGCACACUGUUAAUGUUCUUGUGAUUCUCUCUGAUGUACAAAACCUUCUUGGUGUCUGUAUGUUGUCAGUUACCUUUAUAAUGUCUCACGUAUUGAGAAUCCCCUGAGUGUUACCUGAAUGUACUGUAAUAUAUACGAUGCUUGUCAAAGGAGAUUGUGCAGUAAUGUCUCAGAUGCUCAGAUUCAUACAGUAUUAUGUCUUUAUAAAUAUAAUUUAGAACAUUAUAUACAAUAAGUAAAGUAUUAUAUAAGUAAAGUAUAAGUUUACUUAUAAGUAUAAGUAAACAAUUAGGUAAAAAUGGUAUUUUCUCAUAAUGUAGUUCCUUCAGUAGAUUUUGUAGCCUCAACACAAUUGAGAAUCAUUGGAAGAAUUUUUUUUUCUUAACGACAUCAAAGCCAAACAUUAUAAAUAGGUAGACGUCACCAGUUAAGAUAAAACUCAUGAGAUAAAUGAGAAUAGUUUUACUGUAAUUUAUUGAUCGAAUUCUUCAAAUAUGCAGUACUUUACUACCUAACUUGAAUCUGAAGGAAGGCUUAAUAUGACAAUUUCAAUAAUGCUGCAAAACAAAAACUUCAGUUUAAACUUGACUUGACCUCUUAUUACUGUGACAUGAGACACAAAUGAGUGCUUUGUCAUUAACAGAGCUCAAACAUAAGAUGAGAUUAAUGUACAGACCAUAACAAUAGUCCAUUAAUUAAAUACUCUUUAUUUUUACCAUUGUCCAUAGCUACUCGUCAUGUAUCAUUUAUCAACUGUGGACCAAACAUUCUUCCACUCAUUGUAAUUUUUGAAUAAUAAAUAUCUUUUUAAUACAAAUUAAGUAACGUCAAAAGAGCUGUUUACUUAUUCAGGUGGAAAUUAUUUGUCUCAAAGAACAUUUAUUAUUAAAGCAUAUUCACAUAUUUAUUGGUACACUGUCCAGCACAUCAGGACUUUAAUACAUAAGCACUGUAUAAAAAAUCAAAAUGCAGUGUUGUUGUUAAGUUGACCUUAAGGAUACUGCAGAAAUGUUUAUUAAUAUGAAGCUCAGUAAGCAUUGCAACAAUCAUAUUCAUAGGGAGAUUCUCCUUAUCCGAUCCCAUUCUCCCAAUGGGAGAAUCUCCCUAUGAAUAUGAUUGUUGCAAGAGGGAAACCAUCCCAUCUUCUAGUUUUCCUGUUUCUACAUGUCAAACACCACAUAAAUGCAUUUAGCCUAGCAUAAAUGUUCCUCUGGAAAUCAGCAUACCCAGUUUGAAGAUAAUAGUGAUCAGUGUUACUGAUAAGUUUGUUCAGCACCUCAGACUUUGACAGAACCAUUUUCUCAAGCCUGUGGAAUAUCAAAACUCACAAUUCUUUCUGCACAAUUUAUCUUUCUGAAAACCUGUGUGGACAUCAUUUGUACAGCCUUUAGGCCCUUCAGGUCCCUGAAGGCAUCCCUAGCUCAUAAUCAUAGAGGUUGGUUUCACUGUCAGGAACUUUAUUUGACCAGAAGGGGGCGCCAAUGUCGAACUAAAGACUAUUUGUAUCUAGUUAGUUUAUAUCAUAACAUUUAAAAUGCUAUUUUUUUAUUGUAUCUGACAUAAAACCUACAAUUGGAUCCAUUUAUUAUUGCUCUUUUCAUGGAUUGAGUUUCAAUUAUGAAGGCAAAUUCUUAAACUGAAAUACUUCAGUACAUUUCUUGGAAUGAUUUCCUUGCCUACUGCUAAAGAGUGCCAGAAAAAUCAUUUAACAUAAAAUUACUUUAGAAGUUGUCUGAGCAUUCAUUUAAACUUAGCAGUAGGAGUUAAAUGUGACUCAUUCCCCACAUGAUUGGAAACUAAUUUGUUAGUUUAGCAAAAGUCUGUAUUUUUAGCAGCUAGAGUAAGAUAUAUACAAAUAGGAUGGGAACAAAAUUACCAGAGGGAAAUUAAACUUUGCCUUGUGGUGCUUUUAGCUAUAUCCAGUCUUGUUUACGUACUGAUUUACCUUUGUUAUUGCACAUCGCAUCAUCUGAUGACAUCUUUUGCAUAUCAUUAGUUUCAAGGUUUAAAUAAAUCACCUGUGAUCUUG
This is a messenger RNA of Betta splendens (Siamese fighting fish), 3374 nucleotides long. RefSeq names its product calcium binding protein 2a (gene cabp2a). The record is from RefSeq and is a predicted model, not a curated record. Lineage: Eukaryota; Metazoa; Chordata; Actinopteri; Anabantiformes; Osphronemidae. Gene Ontology annotation, molecular function: calcium ion binding. The coding region runs from base 602 to 1321 and encodes 239 amino acids. The transcript is spliced from 7 exons.